UUUUUAUCGUUAUCUGUGGUCAAAAUAUUUUUAACAAUUUUUAAAAUUCCUCAAGGAAUGUGUUGAUGUGUGAACUGUGAAACUGCUGUGAAACAAUGAAAGAUUUUUAAUAUGGCAUGCAGUAAAGAAGAAAUUGAGAGGAAGCGUUUAGCUGCUCUACAAAAGCGACAGAGCAAGUUGACCAGCGAAAACAUUAUUCACAAGGUCGACAUCCAGUCGCGAAGAUCAACGGAAUGGAUGUUUACAUCUCAAAGCAGUAACAUAGGGCCUGUGAAAUCCACUAUUGGAUCCCAUAGUCCUAAUACAUUUCAUCCAUAUGCGAAACCCGAAAGCAGUAAACAGGCUGAAAAUUCAGUGCCUGUAAGUAAAGUCGUGAGUGGGACAGUAUACCUGAUUUCAGAACACAGGUUUGAAGUGAAUCCAUCAGAGUUCUGUACACCUCUUAUUAAUAUUUUUAAGAGUAUACCUUCUAGGAAUUACGAUUCAAAAUCAAAGUUAUGGAAUUUCUCAAUUGACGAUUACCAAGACCUAAUGUCCAAAGUUGCACCACUGGCCCCCUAUAUUGUCCUAGGCCCACUUCCACCAUAUGUUUUAAAGAUUCUAAAAGAGCCCUUAAUAGACCCCAAUACUGUUGAUCUAUCGCCAAUAGAGAAGACCCUUAGAAACAAACUGAUGCCUUUCCAAGAAGAAGGGGUAAGGUUUGGCAUAGCGCGCCGUGGGCGUUGCAUGAUCGCGGACGAUAUGGGGCUGGGCAAGACAUUCCAGGCUCUGGCCAUCGCUAGCUACUACAGCCACAACUGGCCGAUGCUCAUCGUCACCACAUCAUCUAUGAGAGAGACCUGGCAGAGUAAGAUCCGUGAGCUGUUACCAUCCGUGCCAGCGAUGGAUGUGGUCACUCUCACCACCAGCAAGGACAGCCAGUUGGUCGCUGACAAACAGAGCCAGGUGGUAAUAGUGAGCUACAAGAUCACCAGUAUGCAUACAGACUUACUGAAGAGCAAGAAGUUUGGCGUUCUUAUUAUUGACGAGUCUCACUACCUCAAGUCGCACAAGGCUCAGUGCACAUCAGCGCUGGUGCGCAUCGCGCGGCAAUGUGCGCGCUGCGUGCUGCUGAGCGGCACGCCCGCGCUCAGCCGCCCCGCGGAGCUCUACACGCAACUAGCGCUCAUAGAACCAAAGCUGUUUACCAACUACACUGAAUAUGGCAAAAGGUAUUGCGCAGGGAAGCAAACACACUUCGGUUGGGACAUGUCUGGCCAAUCCAACCUGACAGAGCUGCAGAUUAUACUGCAGAAGCGGUUCCUCAUCCGAAGAACUAAGGAGCAAGUGCUUACCACAUUGGAGGAAAAGACUAGGGAGUCAGUGUUACUGGACCACUCGCUGCUUCAGUUCUCUCAGGAGGAGCAGCAAGGCUUGUCGCAGAUGGCGGAGAACUACAAGAGCACCAAGUGUGCAGACAGGCACGCUGCGCUCAUCACGUACUUCAGCGAAUCCGCCAAAGUCAAGAUACCAGCUAUUAGUAAAUACAUCAAACAGCUCAUAAAGGAGAGCGACCACAAGUUUUUGAUAUUCGCCCACCAUCGCAGCAUGAUCGAUGCGAUCUGCAACGCGCUGGACGACACCGGCACCUGCUAUAUUUGCAUCGUGGGCUCCACGCCGCCGCGGAUACGAGCCGAACUGGUCGACAAAUUCCAAUACACGACGAAUUGUCGUUGCGCAGUUUUGUCCAUCACCGCCGCCAACUCAGGUCUGACCCUCACUGCGGCGGAUAUGGUGUUAUUUGCUGAACUGCACUGGAACCCAGGGAUUCUGACUCAGGCGGAGUCUCGCGCGCACCGCAUCGGGCGCUCGGGCGGCGUGUGCGUACGCUACCUGUUGGCCAGAGGAACCGCCGACGACUUCAUGUGGCCGAUGUUGCAGGACAAACUCAACGUUCUAAACAACGUCGGUCUUAGCGGCGAUACAUUUGAAGAUACCACCAUGAAGCAUCAGGAGAGCAAUAACUCUAUAACACAGUACUUAUCGCCUAUAAGUGUCAAAAACAAAAACGAUUAUAUCCCUGGGACAAAUAUUCGUAAAGUACCAUUACCUGUCGAGAGAAUACAAACCGAUACAAACACACAAAUGCAUGACCAAUGUGGAAUAAAUAUUGGAUUAGAAUCUAUAACAAACGGCCAGUGUGCAUCUAAUUAUGGACAAAACGCAAAAAUAAAUGGCCAAUGCGGAACAAACUACAAAGGCCAAUCAAACAGAAUAAAUACGCAAAACGCACAAAUAUAUGGCCAAUGUGGAGCAAAUAUUGGAUCAAAAACUAUAACAAAUGACCAAUGUGCAUCAAGCUAUAGACAAAACACGGAGAUAAAUGGCCAUUGUGAAACAAACAACAAAGAAGGCCAAUCAAGCAUUAGAACAAAUGCACAAACAUUCGAACACGACAUGGAUUUAGAUAAAUCGUUUCAAGAAUACGAUGACGAUGACGAUCUUUUAGCUAAUUUAGAUUUAUGAUUUUGAAUUUUCUGUAUUUCUUUUAUAUUAUUUAAAUCUCCUUAUAAAACAGUAGUUAAAGUGAAUUUCUUGUUAGUAUAAAAAAUAAUGUCUCUC
Messenger RNA from Maniola jurtina (meadow brown), 2601 nucleotides. It is a transcript of the gene Marcal1, whose product is annotated as SWI/SNF-related matrix-associated actin-dependent regulator of chromatin subfamily A-like protein 1. Lineage: Eukaryota; Metazoa; Arthropoda; Insecta; Lepidoptera; Nymphalidae. Gene Ontology annotation, cellular component: nuclear replication fork. Gene Ontology annotation, biological process: replication fork processing; DNA repair. The transcript has 14 exons. The record is from RefSeq and is a predicted model, not a curated record. Gene Ontology annotation, molecular function: ATP-dependent chromatin remodeler activity; ATP binding. The coding region runs from base 112 to 2505 and encodes 797 amino acids.